Messenger RNA from Plasmodium relictum, 684 nucleotides. RefSeq names its product conserved Plasmodium protein, unknown function. The record is from RefSeq and is a predicted model, not a curated record. The coding region runs from base 1 to 684 and encodes 227 amino acids. Lineage: Eukaryota; Apicomplexa; Aconoidasida; Haemosporida; Plasmodiidae. The transcript has a single exon.
AUGACACUCAUUAGAAAAGUUAAGAAAAAUGUUUUACAAACUUUUAAAGAAAUAUAUAAAAGAGGAAAAAGUUUAAAUAUUCAUAAGACUACAUUUUUAUGUCAAACAUACGAAAAAAAUUGUUGGAGAAAAACAAGAUUGAGAGAAGAAAAAGUUUAUUAUAAAAAAUAUAAUUUUUUAAAGCACGCUUACGAUGUUAUUAAUUACGGUAUUGAUAAUAACUUAAAAUUUGAAAUAGAUGAAAAAAAUAUUAUUGAGGAAGACUCUUAUUUAACUGACGAAGUAAAAUCAGAAUCAGAAAAAAAUGUAAAAAAUGAUAUAAGUGUUACUGAUAAAGAAAUAAAAAAUAUUCUAAAUUGCUUAGAAUAUAUAAAUAGAAAAUAUAAUGAUAAUUAUAAGAAUGUUACAAAUUUGUAUUAUAGUGUUCUGAAUAAAAAUAUUAUUUUAAAAAAAAUGGAAUUUCUAAAAAAAUAUAAUAAUUUAUAUAAUUCCACAGAUUUAUUAAUUAUUUAUUACUAUUUAAAAAAAUUAAAAUUAUUAAAUAAUAAAAAGAAUUACUUAGUUAAUAAGUUGCAUAUAUUAAAAUCAAGAAGAAACAUAUUAGAUAAAAUAAAUUAUUCUUUCCCAAUACAUAAAUUGAAUGAAAUGUUCUAUACUCAUAAUAAAAAAAUCAAUGUGUUAUAG